GUGUGUAAGCUGCGUGGUGGGACCGAUGGCCGCUUCGAAGCCCAUCGACCCUCAGGCCGGCUCCGGGCUGCCCCGGUGGCAACUGGCGCUGCUGGUCGGGACCCCCAUCGUGCUCGGGGUGGGAGCCGCUUACCUGUGGAGCCGCAGCCGGAGGUGCAGUGGGAGUGUGAGCCGGGGUAAAGAGGAGCAGGGUGAGCGCAAUGAGGAGAGGAAAACUCCAGAAGGAAGCGAGCAGGACAACAUGAGCCCUCUGGAUAAGGCCCAGGCUGCUAAGAACAAGGGCAACAAGUAUUUCAAGGCUGGCAAGUACGAGCAGGCCAUCCAGUGCUACACCGACGCUAUAAGCCUUUGUCCCAAGGAGCAGAAAAGCGAUCUGUCCACCUUCUACCAGAACAGAGCCGCAGCGUUCGAGCAACAGUCGAGAUGGAAGGAAGUAGUGGAGGACUGCACUCAGGCUGUGGAGAUGAACCCACGCUACAUUAAAGCCUUGUUCCGGCGUGCCAGAGCCUUGGAAAGACUGGACAACAAAAAGGAGUGUCUGGAAGAUGUGACGGCUGUUUGUAUUCUCGAGGCCUUCCAGAACCAGCAGAGCAUGCUACUGGCCGAUAAAGUGCUCAAACAGCUGGGCAAAGAGAAGGCCAAAGAGAAAUACAAGAACCGGGAGCCUCUCAUGCCGUCGCCUCAGUUCAUCAAGUCCUACUUCAGCUCUUUUACUGACGACAUCAUCUCACAACCCCUUCAGAAAGGAGAGAAGAAGGACGAGGACAAGGACAAAGAGGGCGAGGCUUCUGAGGUCUCGGAGAGUUCGGGCUAUCUGAAGGCGAAGCAGUACAUGGAGGAGGAGAACUACGAUAAGAUCAUCAGCGAGUGCACUAAGGAGAUCGACUCCAAGGGAAAAUACACAGCCGAGGCCCUGCUGCUCAGAGCCACCUUCUACCUUCUUAUUGGCAACGCCACGGCUGCCCAGCCCGACCUCGAUCAAGUCAUCAACAUGCAGGAUGCCAACGUGAAGCUGCGGGCGAACGCUCUGAUAAAACGGGGCAGCAUGUACAUGCAGCAACAGCAGCCGCAUCUCUCUACAGAAGACUUCAACACGGCUGCUCAGAUCGACCUUCGCAAUGCAGACGUCUACCACCACCGGGGACAGUUGAAGAUCUUGCUGGACCAGGUCGAGGAGGCCGUAGCAGAUUUCGACGAGUGUAUUCUGCUCAGGCCCGACUCGGCACUGGCACAGGCUCAGAAGUGUUUUGCUCUGUAUAGGCAGGCCUACACUGGAAACAACCCAUGCCAAGUGCAGACGGCCAUGGACGGCUUCGAGGAUGUGAUCAGAAGGUUUCCGAAGUGUGCAGAGGGCUAUGCUCUGUAUGCUCAGGCACUCACUGAUCAGCAGCAAUUUGGAAAAGCAGACGAGAUGUACGACAAAUGUAUUGAACUGGAACCUGAUAACGCUACGACAUACGUUCAUAAAGGACUUCUGCAGCUGCAGUGGAAGCAGGAUCUGGACAUUGGUCUGGAUCUGAUCAGCAAGGCCAUCGAGAUCGACAACAAAUGUGACUUCGCCUAUGAAACGAUGGGAACCAUCGAAGUCCAGAGAGGAAACCUGGACAAGGCCAUAGACAUGUUCAACAAGGCCAUCAACCUGGCCAAAUCUGAGAUGGAAAUGGCGCAUCUGUACUCGCUCUGCGACGCCGCCUACGCCCAGACCGAGGUGGCCAGGAAGUACGGCCUCAAGCCCCCGACGCUGUAACCUUCCACAAGUUAAUCCCACGUCUUCUAUCCACGGACGUUCACGUCGUUUUAUUUUUGCAUACGGUGUUCGUCGAUCGUCGAUUAUCGGGAGGUGUGGCGGCGUCGGGUCGGGUCUGGUGUCGUGAUCACGUUUAUGUUUCAUUUUUAAUAGGGCAGCGGAUAAAAGAAAACAAGAGAAGUGAAAAUCUAAAGAGGGUGUAGGGAGAACAUGCUAAGAACCGGUGUGAAUGUAGUUCAGUUUCGCACUGUCGCUCGAUGUGACCGGGGCUGAUACUAAUUUCUAAAAGCAUGCAUAAAUAGGCCAAUAAAGUCUCUUAUUAACGUAAACAACAUCGUCACUAUCACAAUUGAUUAUUUAAACACUAAAACAAACUCCCUUCAAAAGUUUCUUAUUAUUUCAUUAGAAUUCGUGCACAACUGGAGCUGUUUUGUUUUGAUUUGUUGCUCUGCAGUUUUGUCAUGUUGUAUGACGUUUGUGUUUCCCUCCGGUCAUACAAGCUGUGUGUAAUAAAUCACUAGAUCGCUUUAUAAAGCUCUGCUUUGAUUGGCAGUUUAUUUAGAACUGAGUAUUUCGUGAUGAAGAAUUUGGGCCAUACAGUAAUUUACUUUUUCUGUUGUCCAUCAAGCGUUUGUUUUGUUAUUUUCGUUCUUUUUAUAACCUGUACAGCACAAAAAUAUUAAAGCUCACCUGCUGUAAUAAAGCCAACCACCUAUUCGGUUUGUCAACACCAACACUAGUUUAGAUUCUUGUUCUUAGUAGAUGUAAUGAUACUAUAUUAGUGAUAAUGUGUCCUGUGAAACCAUCAAAUUUAGGAAUUUCCUGAUAUAAAUCAUACCAAUAUGCUUCUUCCAAUUCCAAUCCAAUGAUUGCACUGAUCAUUCAAUUUAUCAAUUGAUCUAUAUGAAACAAGAAAAUAUUAAACUAAGACAUUAUGUACAUUCCCCGCUCACUGCUUCCUCAUUUCACUCAGUUUAUUUUUUAUUGUACAAUAAAUUAUUUCCUCUGAUCAA
Messenger RNA from Trichomycterus rosablanca, 2760 nucleotides. RefSeq names its product translocase of outer mitochondrial membrane 70 homolog A (S. cerevisiae) (gene tomm70). Gene Ontology annotation, cellular component: mitochondrial outer membrane. Gene Ontology annotation, biological process: protein import into mitochondrial matrix; protein insertion into mitochondrial inner membrane. The record is from RefSeq and is a predicted model, not a curated record. Lineage: Eukaryota; Metazoa; Chordata; Actinopteri; Siluriformes; Trichomycteridae. Gene Ontology annotation, molecular function: protein binding; transmembrane protein transporter activity. Bases 26 to 1747 code for a protein of 573 amino acids. The transcript is spliced from 12 exons.